Messenger RNA from Boeremia exigua, 1595 nucleotides. RefSeq lists its product as uncharacterized. Gene Ontology annotation, molecular function: FAD binding. NCBI's taxonomy places the organism in Eukaryota, Fungi, Ascomycota, Dothideomycetes, Pleosporales, Didymellaceae. The coding region runs from base 212 to 1471 and encodes 419 amino acids. The record is from RefSeq and is a predicted model, not a curated record. The transcript has a single exon.
CCUCAGCGGGCGCCACGACCAGGCCACAUCGCCUAACAAAAGCGGUACAUAAAGAGCGGAUUGCGGAGAGUGUUUUUUGAAGGCUACGAAGUACUCAUCGUGGCAGGGGUCUUGCAAACGGUUCACUAAUUCGCGUCAUCUUGUUGCACACAUUGAGACGCAAGUUCUCAAACAUCACACAUCCGCCAGCUACUCCAGCCUACGGGAUAAAAUGCCGUAUCCCAGGAUCGCGGUUAUAGGCGCAGGUCCAGGAGGAUGUAUGUUGGCACGACUUCUACACCAGUCUUCAAUACCGUGCACCAUCUUCGAAGGCGAAGCCUCAGUCAAUUACCGUUCCCAAGGUGGAAGCCUUGACCUUCGGAAAGCAACAGGACUUGCAGCCGUCAAAGCUGCUGGGCUCUGGGAGCAAUUCCUACAAUAUGCGCGCUAUGACGGCGAGAGUCUUCUGUUGACAGAUAAGAGCUUGACGACAUGGAUGCGGAGAAGCCCCGGGACCAAGGACAAACCCAACAGCUUACAGGAGGCACCUGAAAUCGAUCGCGCGGUGUUGAGAAAGAUGCUAGUCGAGAGUAUACCGGCAGAUUGCGUGAGGUGGGGUUGGAAACUUGCAUCCGUACGAGAGACUGCAUUGGCUGGGCUGGAGCUCUCAUUUACCAAUGGCGAAAGACUGUCCGGGUUCGAUCUGGUUGUUGGCGCGGAUGGUGCUUGGAGUAAGACAAGAACAUUCCUCUCACAAGACAAACCACAUUAUUCUGGACUGGGCGGGUGGGCCAUGCAGAUAUCGAAUGCAAAGGAGAUCGCACCACAAGCAUACGCAUUUGUCAAUCGCGGCAGUGUGUUUGCGUACAGUGAUGGAAAGAGCUUGUUGGGCCAGCAACUUGGUGACGGGACUCUCGAUGCGUCUCACUAUGGGCGGUAUCCUGAGGACUUUACCACUCAUUGUGGCUUUGAUGCGGGAGAUUUAGAAGCUGUCAGACACUUCUUGUUGGAAGAGUUGGAAGGCUGGUCACCUGAGCUCAAGAACUUGGUAGAAUCGGCCAACGAGGCUCCUGUCUGGCGGAACCUAUACGAAUUGCCCGUCGGCUGGACUUGGCCGCACAAGAAAGGCGUGACGCUCCUCGGCGAUGCUGCUCAUCUAAUGACGCCCUUCGCUGGCAUUGGGGUCAACUCAGCAUUCUACGACGCAAUGGAGCUUGCGAAGCAGAUAUCCACGUUCACUAAAUGUCAAAAGCCCGCCGAUUUGGAUUAUUAUAUCAAACAGUACGAAACAGCCAUGUUUGAUCACGCACAUCCAGCUCAAGCGCUCACUGAGGGCUCGAAAAUUGAUAUGCUACUCACACCCGGUGCACCACGAACUACGAUAGAGAAGUGGAUCCUGAGGCGCGUAAAAGGGGAGACCCCAUCUUGGGUCCACCCAAUCGUGACAGCGGUGGUAUACACAGGUUACUGGGUAUACAAACGGUUUGUCUGAGUCUACGUUCAGGACAAAUUCUCGCAGCGUGCCGAAACCUUCUAUCCGGACGAGCAUCCGAACAUGAGAUGAUAUAUUCAUUGGUUAGGUUCUUCCCACAUGAGAAAGUAGACACCAUACUUUC